Messenger RNA from Brugia pahangi, 435 nucleotides. The record is from the annotation of a GenBank genome assembly. Lineage: Eukaryota; Metazoa; Nematoda; Chromadorea; Rhabditida; Onchocercidae.
AUGAGAACGAUAAACGUACGAUGUAACUGGAACGAUCUUCAUGAGAUUAGAAGACGACUAUCUGCUUCACUUCAAAAAUGUGCCAAGCGAUUACAUUGGAAGACCCUAUCGUUUGUCAUAACUCACUAUAACGAUUCUCUUCACUUUUCCAUUCAAGUUACAUUACCUGCUACACUGAUAUCUGGGAAAAAGCAAAACCCGCCAGCACCAUCACCAAUUCAAGAAGAGCAAAAACAGGUUCAAGAAGAAAAACGGACAUCAAAUAUUUCAAAAGAACAGCGAAAGGACGCCGGCAUGCAGAUCGACCUGGAAGUUGGAGCAGAACUGCAGCAAUUAAGUGGAUUCACUACUGUGCUUUUCGGACCACAACCGCCUACGGAUGGAGCACAAUCAAUAAAAUGCGUACAAGUUGGGGACGGUAAAAUUCAACAUUGA